CUCAAUUCAUCAUAAUCAUCACUCUUCUCCUAUCGCCGGGAAUUUAUUUUCCGAUGUCUGAUCCACAAAGAAACGAUAACCGCCACCAGCCAAGCCGCUUGCAGAGGAGAGCCCCCUCCUCCUUGCAGAUUAACCGCGCCGUUCACUGGAACGUCGCCAUCCCCCUCCUCUCGCCGUUGGCCUCGUCUCCGCCGCCGCUCGACCUAAAACCGCCGCAAGAGACGCCGCAGCGCGAACCGGAGAAGGUGACCGUGUCCUUCAAGAAGUGGCAGCACCCCGCCGCUCCGUUCUGUUACGAGCCGGCUCAGAUGGUGCCGCCCUUUGUUCCUGUCUAGAUAUAUACCUAUAAUAAUAAGCAAUGAAAACAAAGAAGAUCCAGAGUUUGAUAGGAUAUGAUCUAAUGGCGCAUGAUUAGUCAGAAUGAAGAUCUAACGGCCUGUGUUACGCUUUUUCUUUUUUUUUUGGUUGGGGAAAGGCUUUAUCUUUUUUCGCAUACGGGGAAUAUGAUAUGAUGAAUAUAUCAACGUAUUCCCGUGUAUGUUUCUUUUUUCCUUUUAUUGUUUUAGCAUUUCCCCCUUUUUUCCCCCUUAUUCUGGGCCUUAAAUUAAACUAUUUCACACAAAUAUGUCUUUUUUUUUCUUUUUAAUUUUCGGCCUUUGGACAAUCUGUUUCUGUUUAUUGGAUUGUACAUAUAAUUUCGAUUCCGAGUUAACAAGCAUAUAGUUCU
Molecule: messenger RNA, 727 nt
Organism: Abrus precatorius (Indian licorice)
Lineage: Eukaryota; Viridiplantae; Streptophyta; Magnoliopsida; Fabales; Fabaceae
Exons: 1
Coding region: 54-335 (93 amino acids)
Cellular component (GO): cytoplasm; nucleus
Source: RefSeq, a predicted model, not a curated record